Messenger RNA from Micropterus salmoides (largemouth bass), 4800 nucleotides. RefSeq names its product solute carrier family 7 member 5 (gene slc7a5). Gene Ontology annotation, molecular function: neutral L-amino acid transmembrane transporter activity; L-amino acid transmembrane transporter activity. NCBI's taxonomy places the organism in Eukaryota, Metazoa, Chordata, Actinopteri, Centrarchiformes, Centrarchidae. The transcript has 10 exons. Gene Ontology annotation, biological process: neutral amino acid transport; amino acid transmembrane transport. Gene Ontology annotation, cellular component: membrane. The coding region runs from base 250 to 1797 and encodes 515 amino acids. The record is from RefSeq and is a predicted model, not a curated record.
CUUGACGGAGGAGGGCCAUCCAGCCGAUUUCUAUAGUUUUUUGUACACACACAGAGUAGAGAUGCGUGAAAGCACGCUGCUCUGACUCAGACCAACAGACGUACGGAGGACUCCUCGUGGCUGAGCCCGGCCGGCAUCACAGCGCACACCCGGACCGUCAGAGAGGAAGCCACAGAGGGAGAAGUCGGCGAAGCGGGAAGCUUUGUGACCCCGAGUGAGGAAGAAGAAGGAGGAAACUGAGCCCGAACGAUGUCGGCGUUGAAGAAGAGAAACUCAAAUUCCUCUGCAGAGAGGGAAGAAGAGGACAAGCUGGCCACCGAAAUGAUGCUCCAGGGUGGAGCAUCGGACAGCGACGCCAAGAGCCCCAACAACGCCGCCGGAGGAGAGGGAGGGGGGGAAGGGGUCGCCCUGAAGAGGACCAUCACUCUGGUGAACGGCGUGGCCAUCAUCGUGGGCACCAUCAUAGGCUCGGGCAUCUUUGUCACCCCAACCGGCGUGGUGAAGGAGGCCGGCUCGGUGGGUCUGUCCCUGAUAGUGUGGUCGGUGUGCGGGGUGUUCUCCACAGUGGGAGCCCUCUGCUACGCGGAGCUGGGGACCACCAUCUCCAAGUCCGGCGGGGACUAUGCCUACAUCCUGGAGGUGUACGGCUCUCUGCCGGCUUUCCUCAAACUCUGGAUCGAGCUGCUCAUCAUCCGGCCGUCCUCCCAGUACAUCGUCGCCUACGUUUUCGCCACGUACCUCCUCAAGCCGCUGUUCCCCGUGUGCCCGGUGCCGGAGAACGGAGCCAAGGUCGUGGCCUGCCUCUGCAUCCUCUUGUUGACGUUUGUGAACUGCUACAGUGUGAAGGCGGCCACCAGAGUACAGGACUUCUUUGCCGCUGCCAAGCUCCUGGCACUUGGACUCAUCAUCAUCAUCGGCUUCGUCCAGAUUGGCCGAGGCAGCACAGACGGCCUCCUUCCAGAAAAUUCCUUCAAGGGGUCCAAAUAUGAGUUUGGUAGCAUUGGCCUGGCGCUCUACAGCGGCCUGUUUGCCUACGGCGGCUGGAACUACUUGAAUUUUGUUACUGAGGAAAUGAUUGAACCUUACAAAAACCUGCCUCGCGCCAUCAUCAUCUCUCUGCCAAUAGUGACUAUAGUGUACGUUCUGACCAACCUGGCAUAUUUCACCACCCUCUCCCCGGAGCAGAUGCUGGGCUCAGAGGCCGUGGCUGUGGACUUUGGCAACAGACACCUGGGUCCGAUGGCAUGGAUCAUCCCGGUGUUUGUAGGUCUGUCGUGCUUUGGAUCAGUCAACGGCUCUCUGUUCACGUCAUCCAGGUUGUUCUUCGUGGGUUCCCGGGAGGGCCACCUGCCCAGCCUGCUGUCAAUGAUCCACCCCACCCUGCUGACCCCACUGCCCUCACUUAUAUUCACUUGUCUGAUGACGCUGCUCUACGCCUUCUCCAACGACAUCUUCUCCGUCAUAAACUUCUUCAGCUUCUUCAACUGGCUCUGCAUCGCCAUGGCGAUCGUCGGGAUGAUGUGGCUCCGUUAUAAGAAGCCGGAGCUGGAGCGGCCAAUCAAGGUGAACAUUCUGCUGCCGGUGAGUUUCGUGCUAGCCUGCCUCUUCCUCAUCAUCGUUUCCUUCUGGAAGACUCCAAUAGAGUGUGCGAUCGGCUUCGGCAUCAUUGGUACUGGAAUUCCUGUCUACUUGAUCGGCGUGUGGUGGAAGAGCAAACCCAAGUGGAUGCUGCAUGGAAUCUUCUCGACCACAGCCUUGUGUCAGAAGGUGAUGGAGGUGGUGCCUCAGGCGUCCUAAAAGGCUUCGCCCUUUACACCAGCCAGUGGCCAACCGGCUUGCACCAACACUGUCCUCUUGGCUCUGACAUCACAGCUGAUAAAGCUUGACCUAUGUUGACUCCUUUCACUCCCCUCUCUCUCUCUCCCUCUAUUUCUCUCCCUCUCAUACACACACACACACACACACACACACACACACACCCUGUCUGCAGGGCACUGAUAAAGACCUGAUGAAGACAGAAACAAGUGUUUGAUACUACUGUAUCUUGGCGGUCAUCAACAAUCUUUCAGUUGUUUCUUUUGUUGCCAACGUUUUUUGGCUAGUUGAGUAUGGACUUUUUUUAGUCACUAACUAUCCAUUGUAGGCUGUUCAGUGUUGGUGUUGUUUUUUACAAUGCAUUUCAAUGAAUUGUUUCUAUUUUACGGUUGUUUUUUUUGUGAAUAAGUGUAAAUGUUAAAUAUCUCUCCUCAUUAGAAAACUGUUGUAUUUAGCAAGUUGUGCCUUACGUGGUGAAUGAAGGUGUAACUGUCAGCCGUGGCAGUAGUUGUCGAUGGUGUCUGAGGCUGCCGUCAGAGACCAUUAAAUCCUGCAAGCAUCCACAUUUAAUCUCCUGGAACCAACUUUUGCUUACAGGUAGAAGUUGGAGUUGUUGCUAAACAAGUUUAGUUUAGUCAAAUAUUCAUGAAGCUUUGCAUUGAAAACAUUUGUUCCUGCAGUCAUUACAACUUUUUAGCACUUUUAGUUAAAUCUUGUGUUGUCUGUUGUUGCUCUUCGGUCCAUGUUGUGGCCUGUUGGUCGCUGUAAUGCCCUGUCUGUUGAGUUUUAGUCCUGCUCUCUGUCGUUUUUUUGGGACUGAAUUUUAUUUUAUUUUUUUUUAAAGUUGUCUAUGCUGCUGUAGGAGUAAAGUCGAAUGAAGAUCUCGCCGUGUUAGAGAUGUUUCCGUUUUCUCAUUUUUACAGUAACAAGACUGUCGACAAAUGUAUCCCAUUCAGUGGUGGUGUACUUUCAUUAGUCAGCUGAAUUAAACACAUGCAGUAAAUUAAGCUUACUUAAAAUUUGCUCGUUUGUCUGGCUAACUAAAUCCCUCAGUGAAAGGAGAAAAAAGGUAGAAGUUAAAGUUUUCCGUUACUUAUUUAUGUCUAAAACAUUACAGACCGGCCGUGGUGGUGAACAUGAGUGUGCUGUGUGCAGUCUUCUGAUGUCACCUCACAGGAUUCCUGGGGAUUGCAGUUGAAUUGCUAAUGAAGUUGCAUUGCUCUUUAAAUGAGCAUGUGGUCAGAUUGACAGAGGUGCAUCUAAAAGUGUGGGAAACUAUGUUAUGAUGUUAUGACCAUCACUGAAAAACUUCAAUGUGGUUAUUUUCCUGCUGUUGAGUAUCUCAGCAUGCCCAGCCAUAAAAACGUCAUCACAAUGACAGUGUUUAAGAGACAGUGUUUCAGACUAUAUGUUGUAAUAAAGCCAUGUAGCUGUACACACAAUAUCAGGUUAGAGCAGAGUGACAGAAGAAACGUAAUGCCCUUUUGAGUGUAGUGGAUGUCUGUGUCGUUUGUGUGGGUAUACAAUUGGGUUAGUUUGUGUGUGUGUGUACUUCCUACGAAGUGAGGACGGGAAAAAGGUUUGAACCACAGAGUGAGGACAUUUUUGGGAAGUGAUGACAUUUUGGCCGGUCCUCACAACUUCAAAGGGCUGUUUGAAUGUUAAGACGUGGUUUUAAGGGUUAGGUUAGAAUUAUGUAAGGGUUAGGGUCAACAUUUUAGUUGUUUGGGUAAAGGUCCAGUGAAUGCAUUUGUGUGUGUGUGUGUGUGUGUGUGUGUGUGUGUGUGUGUGUGUGUGUGUGUGUGUGUUUGUAUUUGGGGGGUUCUUAAUGUAGGUGAAGUGACAGGUCAAAGAGCAUUAAGCAGACACAAUCGUGUGUUUCAGGCUACAUCCACACUGCUACGUUUUUGUUUUAAAACGCAAGCCUUUUGCUACGUUUGCACCUCCCGUCCAGACUAAAAUGGGGAAAAUUGGAAACGCUGCCGAACCCAUUUUUGUUUUAAAACUCCAGGCUAGCGUUUUAGUGCUGACAGGCGACAACGGAGGACUUUAAAAAUGAUGACAAAGACGCUCACGCUCAAGAGUUUAUGUUUUGAUAUUCUUAUUCAAAUGUUUUGUACUGUGCAAAUAACACUUUCACUUGUACUGUACAUGUCGCCGUAUUUGCUUUGUGAUGACUCCCAGUCUGUUUUCCGCCAUCAAAGUCACUUUGGACUCCCAUAUUACUUCCAGUAACAGUUCCACCUUGUUGUCGGUCCAUGCAAAAACAUCUGUGAAGUGGUUCUUCAUGUGUAGUAGUACUUUCUUCUUUUUGCUAAAUCUUCUGCAACUGCGGAGUAGACACUCUGCUUCCUGUUUACACUGGCCAACGCAUGCCCAGUGUACAUGAACGGCCACUAGAUGUGCGUUUUCAUUUGUUUUAAUAUAGACGAUGAUCAAUUCUGAUAUGCAGCUAAACACUGGUGUGGACGGAGAUCGUUUUCGUUUUUAAACAGAAACGGAGUAGUGUACAUGUAUCCUCAGUCUAUGCAGAGAGAUGCUAGAGUGGAAAUGGGAAAGAGAUUUUCUAUGGGUGGGGGGUGAACUACAGAAAGAGCACACAGUAUGAACUGCUAGUUUGUAUUUUCCAUCCUCAUGUUUUGUAUUUACUGGUCCACACACAGCAGCAGUUAAUGCUCUAUUGAUAACGUUGACACUCCUCCUGGAAAAGGACCAAAAGUACAUGUUAUCAUGGCGCCGUUGUUGUUAUGGAGACAGCGCCAGUGGAUGCAGGUGGGGUUAAUGUGUAUGUUUUAGAGGUAGAAACCUUUCUAACAAUCCAGCCAUCGCAUAAAGCUGAUGGGAAACUAACCUGAAUAGAACUAUAGAACGUUUAUUUAUUUAUUUUUUAGAAAACGUAGUUGUGUAUUGUUAUUAGUCCCUCUAAUUUGUUUACAGGGCAUUUUAUGAAAAGUGCUUUACAAAUAAAUCUUGAGUUUUUUUCCA